Anguilla anguilla (European eel) is the source of this 2320-nucleotide messenger RNA. Its product is annotated as tumor protein D54-like. The transcript is spliced from 10 exons. Bases 447 to 1106 code for a protein of 219 amino acids. NCBI's taxonomy places the organism in Eukaryota, Metazoa, Chordata, Actinopteri, Anguilliformes, Anguillidae. The record is from RefSeq and is a predicted model, not a curated record. Gene Ontology annotation, cellular component: cytoplasm.
AUUUUUUCAUUUUUAUUUCAGUCCUAGUUGAAAGCAAAACAAUAUGUGCCAAUUACUCUGUCUUGUAAAAGCUAAAUCAAAGAUCAAAGCAAAGAUUUGAUGUUGCAUUGCGGUUGUUUUGGUUCACAUUAUUGUUCACAAUAAACCGGGGGGAGAAAUACCCUUAUUUUAGAUGCCCUUUAAUUGAGUUUAAGUAUGGGUGUACUUGUCACAAAAUUUUAGGAGAUUUCCCCGAACCCCGAUAACGUCGUAGCUGUGCGCCGGAACCAAGAGGCUAAUUUGGAACUCAUCAAACCGAGCCGUGGCUCUUGUUUGGGAAGUCGCUGGCAGGGAGAGGUGGUUCUGAUACAGCUAGCGGGAAAGCUGAUCCUGAACUAAUUGCCCUUGCACUAGCGCGCUAAAUUGGAGUUGGAGGAAUCUAACGUUAAGAUACUAUAUCUGACGAUAUGGAGUCUGCAAAUCAAGAUAUUAACCUGAGCUCUCCCAAAAAAGGCCUUGGGGCAGACCCUUUGGAUGCAGACGUGCCAAUAGAAGGGGCUGUAGGCGGAGCUGGCCUGACCGAGGAGGAGACUGAGGAGCUGAAACUGGAACUCAGCAAGGUGGAGGAGGAAAUACUCACCUUGCGGCAGGUGCUGUCGGCGAAAGAGCGUCAUGCGGGUGAGCUGAAGAGGAGGCUGGGCCUCACCCCCCUGAGUGAGUUCCGACAGAACAUCAGCAAGGGCUGGCAGGAUGUUCAGACCUCCAAUGUUUAUCUUACAGCCUCUGCAACUUUGGAGGACAUAAGCCGGUCUGAAGCGUAUAAGAGAACUCAGGAGACUUUCUCCCAGGCAGGUCAGAUGACCUCUGCAGCGCUGUCCAGUGUGGGUACAGCCAUCAGCAGGAAGCUGGGAGACAUUAGAGCUCUGCCUUUGUCAAAUUCCUUUGGCAACUACUCCAUUCGGCACUCAAUAAGUAUGCCCACUAUGAGGAACUCCCCAUCGUUCAGGUCCUUUGAAGACAAGGUGGAUAACCUCAAGCAUAAGAUGGCUACCAGAGGCCAAGGGAAUGGAGCUGAAGCCACCUCUCCCAUUGGAACAAGCUCCUCACAGGACCAUGCCCCUUUCUGAAAAGCCAUGCCCCCUCUGGACUGCAUACUCUAUUAUGAGUGCACCAUGACCUAGAUCUCAAAUCCCUUGAACCCAACAUUCUUGAGGGCCAUACCCCCCUCCCCCACCCUACCUGAACUCAGUGCAUAUUUCAUCUCAACCUAAGCUUGACUGCAGAAUGUCAGAACUGUAAACUGUUAAAAAUAAGUUAAAAAUCAAUUUUGUAUGAUGAACUAUUGUACAUAGCUUUGCAAAGUCUUUUACACACAUUGUAUCUAUGUAAUGUUGACUGUAUAAAUAUCUAUUUAUUUACAUCUGCCAGCAAGAGUUCAGGAGAGUCUAGGGUGGCCAUACCCAAAGCCAAAAAAGAAAAAAGAAAGUUAAAAAUAUUUCUAGAUUUUGUAUGUGUAAUGCAAACUAUUGUGUUAAACAAAUGUUCUAGUUACAUUUAUACACAGAGUACAUUGUCAACUAGUGAGAAACAUCACUUCAUUUGAAUGUAGCAUUCCGUUAUGGCCAUCGCCUUACGGUUGAGGUGGUCCUUUGGAAACGUGAUGACAUUCAAAUGACACAUUCUGUAUAUGCAGUUUGGUUUUCAUUCCUGGGGCCUGUAGGAUUACUGAGUUAGCUGGAUAACUGCACUGAGUUAAACCUGCAAAAAAUAGUAAACAGCACUGUUUAUGUCAAUCCAAGUUCUAGAUUUGGGAAGGUUCUGGGUUUUACUCAGUGCAGUUAUCCAGCCAACUCGGUAAUCCUGCUUCAUGAUACUGGCCCCAGGCUGGGCAGCAGUAGGUUAAAAAUUAGACGAUGUGCUCUUGUGUCCAUAUGAAUGUAAGUAAAAUGUGGGCUGUCAUUUUUUAGAGGAUAGUUAUGUAACUUAUGUGUUACCCCUCUUUUGAAGAGAGAACCCCCCAUUUGAAAUGAUGAGGAACAGGAGAGGUCCUUGUGCUUAGUUUUGUAUGCAUAUGCUGUCAGUCAUUUGCUUUCCCGGUGCCACACAAACUGUCAUUUAUAGCUGCUUAUGUCGUUUAGGAGUAGGGGGCAUCAAUAAACAACCGAUGGCACCCGCAUGUUAAAAUGUUACAUUACGCACAUUACCAGCCUGUAGAGCCUAGGAAUUCAUACUGAACAGACAUUAAAAUAUCUUGCAAAACCUAUAAGGCCAGUUAUUCAUGGCAUUGUGUUAUUUUACUUUUUAUUUUGGACUUAAGAAAUAAAGGACGUUUGUGAAGUUU